CUGGGCCUCAGCAACUUGCAGGACUCUCCUCAAUCAGGGGGGUGUUGGUUUAACCCACAGAUGGGGAACCUGUAGCCCUGCAUGCAUUGCUAGACUACAACUCCCAUCAUCCAUGAGACUUGUCCCUGCUUGGCUUGGGCUGAUGGAGUCUAACAAUACUUGGACGGCUGCUGUUACCCCAUCUUUGGCUUAAUCCCUUAGUGCCCAUCUUCAAGGUUAGGAUGGAUUGAAUUGAACUGAACAUAUAUUUCCUUGUGGACCCUCACCACCACCUCCCUCUUGCCUCUUUCUGUCUUAUGCAUUUUUGAUUACAAUCUUCUUGGGGCAUUGAUGGCCCAAUAUAAUGAAUGAAUCACAGCCAGCCUCACACCAUUCAGUGGAAACGACUGCCUAGUUCGAUGUGCUGAGGUGUGCUGCUGUAAAUUGUCAAGACUUCCCAGAUGUUUCUUCUCAGUCAAGAGGGUUGGUAUUUCUUAACUGUUUUUUUGCACUAGGGGGCUCCCAGGAGUUAGAAAGAAACAGACAGAAGGCUGUUCUUUUUGGAAACAAGACAUCACACUGGGGUUUUCCAAUGCAGAAUUUAAAAUAGCUUAAAAAAUAAUGACGAAAAGUUCAUGUAAGUGUGUAGCAGUUAUCUGGAAACAACCGCCCUGUACAGUCAGAGCAUUCUGAAGGUCUGUAGAGUUUGCAGUGAAAUCUCCAAAACAUGAGCUGUAGAGUCAUGAUAUGACUUGUGUGUUCCAGAACUUUGAACACAGAAAUACAGGUUUGGAUAAUUUGAAAGCUUGCUCUCUAUUUUGUGACAGCUUGGAUGGCCCUAAGAAAGAUACUGCCCAACUGUGGAUUUUGGAUUUUUUUAAUUCUUUUUUGCAUGGACCAGCACAGUUUCUUUUGUGGUUUUAAUAGACAAAGACUGAGACAAGCUGUGUAGCCGUGCGCCAGCCCAGAAGGGACUCCCAGACUUUCCUACAGUGACUCAGUUAACAGUGUUUACACAGCCGACUCCAUUCAUUCUCUGAAACAAACUCAUACCCUCUGUGGUGGCAGAUAAGAUUUUAACAGCUUGUUGGGGCAGCCUGUCAGAUUAAUUACAACUGAACAUUCACAUUCCUUGGGCAUUUCCACUGUGUGCGUGUUUGUGUGUGUACACCACACACACACACACACACACACACACACACACACACACACACGAAGAGCUGGAAAAAGAGGAGGAGAAAUCUGAUAAUUUAGAAGGCAUGAAUCAUCACCAUCACCCUAGCAGGCAACCAGUGAAUUCCUAAGCUACCUUCAUCAUGUUGAUUCAUUGGAGAAAUGAGCUUCCUGGAUCAGACAUGCCAAAUUUUAAACUGGUUCAUUUGCUCUCUGUGCGCACCCCAGUUGCUGAGACUCUGGAGCGGCAGGUGCCCAAGGACCAGAAGGAAUUUGUUGUUGGGCACAGCCUUUGUGAUAUAUCUGGGGUUCCUUGUCAGCCAAGUAGGUCACAUUGUCCCACAGCACAGAGCGAGACCCUCGAAAGCAAAUUCCCAGAAUCUCCAAGAUGCUGCCCAGACUCUUUCCCUCGAAAUCCCAUUGGAUGGCACCUUCUUGCUUUCUGAUCUGGAAAGACCCCAGGUGGGAGCAAAUGAUACUUCAGCGCUGCCCAACGUGGUGUAUAUCACUCUGCGGUCCAAGCGCAGCAAACCUGCCAACAUCCGAGGCACCGUGAAGCCCAAGCGAAGGAAGAAGCAAACAGUACCUUUGCACCACGAAAUUAAGGACCCAUUGGUUGUCGCUGGCCAGGAGAAGAGCUUAAUCCAAAAGCCGCUUCGUGGGACUAAUAAUUCUGUGAAUAAGAGGAGAGCAGGAGAAGUCCCAGAGAAAGCAAGGGACCACCAGGAGAAGUUCAAAGAGAAAGGAACACCCAAGAAAGACAAGAGACAUGGGAGACCUCUGCUAAGAGGAGCAAAUGUACAGCCCAGUGCUCUGGAGAGCAAUAUCAGGAUGUACAGUGAAAGCCCACCACCUUGGCUGAGCAAAGAUGAUAUCUUAAGCAUGCGUCUCCUGGCGGAUUCCAAAAUAGAAAAUAUCCAAGAGGCACCUUCUCAGUAUGGAGUACUUCUGGUACUUGAGGGGGCUGCUACGGUUAACAGGUCAGCCAAAGGAGGCGUUUGCAGCCAAGGGCACUGUGGCCUCAUGAAGAGACCUCUUGACAUGAGUGAAGUGUUUGCCUUCCAUUUGGACAGGAUUCUGGGGCUGAAUCGGACCUUGCCUACAAUAAGCAGGAAAUCAGAAUUUGUACAAGAUGAUCAACCAUGUCCUAUUAUUCUUUGGGAUACCUCCUUGGCUCAGACCGAUAAUGACACACACUCGUCAUUGAAGUUAACAUGGGGGGCUUACAAGCAACAAUUAAAGCAAAAAUGUUGGCAAAAUGGCAAAGUACCCAAAACAGAGUGGGGAUGUACAGAUAUCCAUCACUAUGAGUGGUCCAAGAUGGCACUACUUGAUUUUCUUUUACAGAUCUACCAUCGCUUGGACAAGAACUGCUGUGGGUUCAAACCGCGCAAAGAAGAUUCCUGUGUCCAGAAAGGAUUGAGCCUGAAUUGCGAUGACCAGGAUAAUGUUGAUUUGACACACAUUAUCCAGAGAAAAGAUGAUCCAAGGCAUUUGGUCUUUAUAGAUAAUAAAGGUUACUUUGACAGAAGUGAAGACAAUCUGGAUUUCAAAAUAUUACAAGGCAUAAAUGAGUUCCCUGAAUCGGCAGUCUCCGUGCUGAAAAGCCAGCGUUUGCGAGAGAAGCUUCUACAGUCUUUGUUCCUUGACAGAAUUUUUUGGGAAAGCCAAGGUGGUCGUCAAGGCAUUGAUAAAUUAAUUGAUGUGAUUGAACAGAGGGCCAAAAUUCUUCUUACUUACAUUAAUGCCCAUGGGGCAAAAGUACUGCAAAUGAAUGAAUGAGAGCUCAGUCCUGUGCACACUUACAUGGGAAUAAGGAAGACUGCCCACAGCUGGACUUACUUCCAAGUAAACACACAUAAGAUUGUGGUGAAUAGGGGAAUGAGAAAAAAACCUAGUUCUAAUGAAAGGGUCACAGAGUUUCAUUAAAUAAGAAACUCAGACAGGCACACCUGAUGUGAAACUUGUUGACAAUACUUUUAAUUUAUAAAGCACACAUGAACAAAUGUUCAAACAUUUUUUUAAAAAAAACAGGUAUUCUCUAUAGGAGCCUGGGAGGUAAGCAUCCCAAAUCACUUGCUUUAUAAACCAUACAUAUAUUUAUUUUUGUUUCUCCUUUGGACACCAAUAGCAUAUGGUAGAAGUUUCACCAUUUAUUUGAUUUCAAUGGAUGUUGCUCACUUUAGGGGGAAAAAAUCCUCUAAACAUAUGACAAAAGUUGUAGCUCUUAGACUACUCCUUUCAAUGGGACUGUUCUAAAAAAGUGGUUUUUAGGAUCGCUGCAGACUUGCUUCAGGAAAACAUUUAUACAAGGAUUUUUCUAUGUUUCUUUCCAACAAAAAUAGCAGACCCCAACUGCUGUUGAUAUUUCUGUAUGUGUCAAGUAUUGUUUAGUAAAAAGACCAUGUUCAGUGUUCUUGGAAUUAGGAGUAUGAUACUUUAUAUUUAGUGUUUUUUUAAAAAAAUAAGGAAAUAAGUUAUCCACUGAACUAAGCAGAUGUUUCAUGGUUAUGUUACAUACUUGCUUUUGAGGUUCUUUUUAGAACUUACUGUAUCUACAAUCUGUCAACCAUUGUUCAAAAAUUCCACAAAGAACUAGAAGCCCCCAGUCCCCAACAUGGGGGUCACCGUCUACCUUUGUUUAGCUGUUUAACCAAUGAAAUCAGGUUUACAGUAUGUAAAAUACUGGCAAUUGUAACUUUAGUUCUUGAGUAUUCUAUGAUAUCAUAAACUGUGACUUUGAAGACAUUCCUUCCAGUUAAUAUAUUUGUAAGAAUACUGAUAAAAACAUAAUUAAAAGGGACAUGAAUAUUGGUAUUGUCACUAGUAUGGAAGCUUGACAUAAAGCAUUGUGUUCUGGUUUUUCGAUCUCAUUGUUAGGAUAUAGGCUUUGAACUCAUGAUGGGAUGGAGGCAAAUGCACCUCUGGUACAUAGCUGCCAAGUUAUCCCUUAUUUUAAGGGAUUUUCCCUUAUGCUGAAUAGGCUUCCUCGUGAGAAAAGGGAAAACUUGGCAGCUAUGCUCUGGUAUCCUGGAGUCUGCCUCAAGAGUCUUUAGUAUUUGUAUAGCUUCAUAGUGACCAGCUGCAUUGUCCUGUGUCUCACCCUAAGAAUCCUGAAAUGUAUAGUUUGAUGAGUGUGUUGUAGAGUAUGGAUUAACCAACCCAAGUCUCUGGGUCAUAGGUUUCAGGUCGUACAGAAUCUUAUUCUCAGGUGGUUGCCCUUUAUUCAUUCAGCUGCAAAUGACAGAAGGGCUUGGCUGAAAAGGGAGACAACUGCAUCAAAGGAAAGCAUAAAACCAACCCCCCAGGCCACAACAGCACUGCAAUAUAAGUUCUCAAAGUAGCUCCCCCCCCCCUGUUGUUCUUUGUAUGAGAGAUUGCAACCACUCCUAUAUCUAAUUAUACACAUGCAUGAUGAUGGCAUGCUGAAUGGAAAUAAUUGAACAGCUCAUAUUAUGAUGGCCUGUGUUUGUCCUUGAAAGAAAACAGAUCUUUUUUGUAUCCAUAAAUCCACCCUGUGUUUUGUGUGCCUGUUUCCCCAACCAUGGCUUGUGCCAAACAAGCACUCACCACAGGCAUUUACAUGCUGUUAAUAUUUUUCCUGCUCACCUUAACUGCUGGGGCAAGGGUGACAGCUAAAUUAAGCAGCAGGCUUUUAUUCCAGCCUGGGAAACAGGACAAAAUGAACUAUGAAACAAAGCUUUCCCAGGCAAACACGGAGCAGUGUACACUGUUUCAGUCACUUAUUUUGUAAUAAUCUGUAUCAGGCUACUUUCCAUUUAUGGGCACAUGGGAUCAGACAUAUUUUCACAUUCCAGACUAGUCUGAAGCAAUGGGAGUAGCAAGGAAUCCAAGCUCUUUGUGUGGGAGAAAUAUUCAAGAAAAAGAUUGGGUGAAAUGCCAACUUUUAAACAACUGAAUAUUUUCAUAAUUAUAAAAUCUAAGGAUGUUUGCUGGCUGUUCUCACGCUAAGGAAUCCCCUGCUCUCUUUUGCUGCACAUGAUAAAACAGGUCUGUUCAGAGCCCCAUCGCAAUGCCCACUUAUUUACAAAACUCUGUUCAUUGUUGGUUUUUUUUUAAAAACAUUAAGGAGAAAUGCUCCAAUUUAGAGCUCAGCAUUACACACACGAAACUCCCCCCGCCCCAAUCUCUCCCAUCCAGUUUGAUAGAGACUUGUGAAUAAAUUCUAUUUGCACACUUGGUGCUUGGAGUCUUUGCGUACACUAGAGAGAUGGGUGUUCAUUCCUCCAUGAUCACAAAGAGUCUACCCAAGGAGACAAAGCUUGAUAAGAAAUAGUCCCUCCUUAUGUCUGAACUGGCAGACACCAGAAAUUAUAAUCAGACUCUGAACUUUCUGGGACUUUCCUUUGUGGUCAACAUGGAACCUGACCUGAAUGUGCACUGUCCUUUUAAAACACAUUGUGUUAGACGAUCAGUAAAAUGAAAUUUAAAUGAAACUCUCACUGGCAAACAUUACUGUGAAAGAUGAAGUGUAUUGAGAGCAGGCAACUCUACCCUUCUGCUGAAAUUAGUCUAAAGAUAUAAGAAAACAUGUAUACAAAUUAAAUAAUGAAAGUCAAAACCAAGCAAACAUGUAUUUGAAAUAUUAGCAAGACUCACUAGAAUAUUAAUACAGGGUAAUGUGGAUUGUGUUGUUGCUAACAACUUUUCAGUUGAUUCCAUCUGUGUAUGUGCUUUGAAUUUAUGUAUAUUUUUUGCAGCAUUAGCAUAUUUCACUUGCACUGUGGAAGUUAAAUAUAUUUUGGUUUUAUAAGAGGAUUUUUAAAAAUGUCUCUGUUGUUGUCUUGGUAAAUAAAAUAAAAAACUAAAAACAGUAUUUCACAGCUUUAUAAAUAUUGGAUGCUUUGAAGUAAUUAUAUUAACUCUAUUGAAAAGCACAGGUCACUAAUUUAAUUUUAAACUUGAAUAAGCUUAGCUUAGGAAAACAACCCAAAAUAGAUUAUGAAACCUUGUUUGAUGGAAAUAUUUUUAGUUGUUUAUUCAUUUGACUUGCAAUGGCUGCCAGUAUCUUGCCUUUAAAUAUAUCCUCUGGGUUUUUCUGUGCUUGGUCUUCCAAACAUAUUUAGGUUCAAAGCUAAUCUUGUGUAUUUGAGGUGGAAAGCAAUGGCGAUAACUUCAAACAACAUAAACUGGCUGAUGCUCAAAAUCAUGUCAUACGCUUGGAAAUGUACCACUUAAGAAUGCAGGUGGAGAACAGGGCUUACAUGCACAUGAAGGGGCAUAGCUGGACAAGUUAUUUUGGCACUCAAGGGGGGAAAAAAUCCCAGAAACACCUCUUCCCCUCCCUAACAGUAAAAAUACAACAAUAUUUUCUUCCCUUUCAUGACACCCAGAAUCAGCUCCCCAAGAUGGCUACCUUAUUCUGCUUAAUGGUAGGGCCAGCUCUGGCCAGAAGGCCACAUGUUUAGAUGCUUUCCCAAGUAAAUAAAAAUAAAUAAAAGUGCAUUGGCUAGGCCAGGGGUUUUUCUUCUUCUUGAAAAACAUGCUAGUUUUCUGGCCUGAAUAAGUCUGAGAAUGCACCAUGUUGGCUCUCAGACUUCACUAGGGCCUCCUUUAUCCCCCCACAACUGGCCAGCCACCAGGAUAACGGAAGAAUGAUCUUCCCCUAAAGGACAACAUCUGCUAUGAGCAGCUGUGUAACUAAAGCAUGAAAACCUCUUGUGUCUACUUUCCUCGAAGAGCCAAGGACAUCAUAUGAAACAGAGUGUUGCUAAAGGAGUGCUGUGGUCCCCUCUUCUUUCCUUACUAAGUGAACCUGCCCUGUUUUAUGAAAACAGAUCUUGACUGGAUUGUAACAAUACCAUGUGUUUUGAAUCAGAAUCCCCUCCCAAAGCUAGUGGCAUUUCUACUGUAGUUAUGGAUUUGCACAUCAGCCAGCUAUGGCUUGGGAUGGGAGAUGGGGGAGAAAUUUGAAUCAGCCAUCUCCUCCUCCUCCUCCUCCCCCACUCAAUGUGGCCUACAGAUAAAAACGACAGCUAAAAACAUAGAAGAAAAACAAUCCUUAGAAAACAUUAAAAUCAAAACUGUAGAUAUACAUAAAAAUCUAUUAUAAACAUACAAAUAAUUACAAUAAAAGCAGCACAUUAAGAGCAUUCAGUUCUCAAAAGCCUGUUGUGAAAAGAAAGUGGCAAUUUGAGAGGAUUCAGAAGAGAUUUGAGAAGUCCAUGGAGGAUAAGUUUAUGAGUGCAUACUAGCUCUGAUGGCUGUGUUUUUAUCUCCAAUGUCAGAGGCAUACUGUAUGCCAGUUGUUGGGAAUCACAAGUGGAGGGAACAUUCAUGCUCCCUCUGUGAGGGACCACUGUGAGAAUAGGAUCCUGGACUAUGGUGGGCCUUUGGCCUGACCCUGCAAGGCUCUUCUAAAGCUCACUUCUGAGUUCCCUGAGCAGCUAGAUAUGUCAGGCACCAUUUCAAAACACCAUUUCAAAGCAAAUCUAUCAAAUUUGUACAACCUGAGAACCGAAAAGCAGCCAUUCUUUGAAAUUUGUGCCUAUCUGAAUUUUACAGUGCAGUUCUUCAGCAAAGCAAUACUUUGCAAAAUAAUGCAUAUAUUGGGGGAAAUGUGCAUAAGAAUGAAUGUAUUUUUGAAAGCAACAUACCAAAAUGCAUAAUACCUGGAGGAAAUCCAUGGGAAAAUGUGGACAUUGGUCAAAGGUGCACUCAAAAAUAUGCUUCUUAGGAGAAAUUCACAUUCAGAUGCUGAUGAAAUUUCACUGAAUUCAACAUUGGAAAAUGAGAAACAGAGUACCAAUAUUGACAUAUUCUUACACCCCUAACUUGGGUGGCUGUUUGAAUAGCCUGUAUGUUAUGACUGUAGACUUGUCAUAAACACUCACCAGCACAUACAAGAUUCCCACAUACAUGGCCACACUGUCUCACUGCUUGCUGAAAUGCUUAGUUCCAUACAUGACAAUGGUUGCACAUGAUUAAUUUUACCAAGAUGGGAAAUGCGUUCCGGAUCUACUGCUCCUAUUCUUCAUAUAGAAUUUAAUUAUGAAGGGCUGUGUGGCAUUAAAGGAAUUAUUUUAUUUCUCCCUUUUAGCAUGUUGGUGAUACUUUUAGAAAAGGGAAAAUUCUUGCUCUUUAGUACCAAUACAUUAAAUGGGGAUUUAAUCUCAAUCUGGUCUAUGAUUUGAUCCAGAAGUCGCUUAAGUUGUUAAAAUUGCAUGAAUGGCUUCUUAUUUGCUUUGAAGCACCUGGAGAAGACAAAGAAGUCCAGUUUCUGAGAAUUGUGGUACUCGGAGCUAUGGCUACCCAAAUUCUAUCUUCUAAAUCAGGAGUUACUGACUUGUAGCCUGAAUGCCACAGAUAUAUCAUAAGUUACAACAGGGACAUGAAAAAUGUAAUAUCUAUUUUGGAAAGCUGUUCAUUCACUAGAAAUCUGGACACUUCUUCAGCUAGUUACCAACUUUUUGCAUACAGAUCCUAAAUUCAAGGAGCAGGUUUUCAACAGGUUUGGAUAUAAUUGGACAACAUUUUGAAUCAAAAUGGCAGAAUGAACCUUUCAAAGCUGCACUGAUGUUAAUCACGGAUUUCAAAACUGCAAUGGUUAUUUUUUUAAUUAGAAUUCCCAAGUAACAUUAAGGCUGCCAGUAAAUCAAUAAUCUGGGGGAAGGAAACAUAUUUGGGAAAAUAUACAUUUGGAAUAGAUAAAAUAAUAAGUAAUAAAAGAAAACACAGCACCAUUUGGGCUUAUUCCCCAGUGCUUUUCAAGUCAGAUAUAUGCACAAAUUAUACCUCUACAAAACUGAUAAAAAAGGAUUUUCCUCCCACAGAAAAAUCUAUAUUAAAGCAGCUCUAAAUUGCAGACUUUCUGGAAGGAAAAAACCCUGUUUGCCAACAGAUCUUUAGUCCACUUUAUAGAACAGCUGCCUGUAUUUCAGCAUGGAAUAAGAGAGUGAUGUUGUUGUUGUUUUUAAACAGAAAGGGAAACAUGACAAAAUGAAGGCAGCUGUUACUUUCCACAACGUGCCAACAUUUUUCUUUUUUAUGCUUUUGUGAAAUAAUGUAUUUGCAUUCAUAAGCAUGGAGAGGGUUUGCAUUCCAGAAUCUGUUUAGCUCUGAGAUAACUUGACACAGUCAAAUAAUACUUUCAUUGGCUGUCAUUUCAGAGUGACAACCUAUGAUCAGUGAUUUAGGGAGAAUUGACCAAAUACUGUAUAAAAGUGGAACCAGCAUAAGAAAUGUUAUAACAGAAAUGUACCGGUGGAAAGAAAGAAAGAGAAAGGAAGGAAGACAGACAGACAGACAGAAAGCUUUCCAGUUUUCCUGUAAGAUAAAAACCUUUAGGACAGAUUUUUUUCAAUUUUGUGAAAAUGGUCUGGGGACUUGCAGCAUUUUAAUUUUAGCUACAGCAUUUAUAAAUGUAUAAAUUGAUUAUGGGGAGUGGGCAAGCUGAAAGAUAGAAUUAGUAUUGAAAGCAUCUUCAGUCCCCUCCAAAUACAAUGUCUUAGCAAUUCCAUUUUCUGUUUUCUUUGUCAGAAAAAAAACUUAUUUCUGAUCGCACAUGUCAUCUGCUGCUACCUGAUCCUUUUAACUGGAGAUUCCAGGGUAUUGAACCUGGGACUUUCUGCAUGCAUACCAUGAACUGUGGUCCCCCUCCCAGUUUUCCUUGCAAGACUUUUGUGCUGCAGUUGUGAUCUCAUUGUGUCAUAUUAGCGUCAUCUGAGGAAUGAUAUUUUCCCGUCAGGAAUUAAUCUGGCAUUCCUUGAAGGCCAUCCGAGCAAUGUGAGCUUGACUUCUCAGUGAUAUUCUUUGUUGGGCCAUGUGAAACAUGUCCAGAUUUGGCAGCAAUUCAUAACAAACACAGAAGAAAGUAUGCCAGUGUUGAAGGCAGUUGCCUGAAGUGUGAGAACUAUGUCUGACAGAUGGUGGGAGCUAUCUCCUAUCCGAAGCCUUUUUGAUUUGGGAAUGUUGAAAAAACAGAGUUAUCCUCUUGGGCCUUGCAUGCCCUUGACCCUAAAGAGCAGAAAAAGAAGAUACAACAGAAUUCAGGAAAAGAAAAGAAAAAGAUCAUGGACUUCCUGUUUUCCACAAAAGGAAGCACAAAACCAUAAAACUAAAAAUAUCAGUGACCUAAAAUUAACUUUUGGACUUGCAAUGUUAUCAAAUUCUAUAAGAGGAAAUAAGGAUAUAAGAAGCAGGUCUUUAAGCUAUAAACAAGCUAUCAAGAAAGGAAAAAAGAAAGUUUGUGAAAAGACAAUGUAUUCUCCAUAAAAUGUAAAAGUAUUUUGCAAAACUGUACAAAAUGGGGAAAUUAGUCCACUCAUUCAGUUUCAUUCAUUCAGUUUCCACUCAUAUUUUUACAGCAUCAUUGUAUAAUUGUAUAAUUAAAUCACAUCAAGGAAAGUAAGCUACAAAUUGGCUACCAAGAAAACGUCUCUGUCUUCCCCAACCACUUUUCUUUUCUCCUCUUGGCUUCAGAUUUUAGCAUUUUGAAUUGGUUCUGCUUCCUAACCUAUUCUUUUUAAUAUGACUGCCAUAGCAUCUAAAUGGUUUUUUAAAGAAAUAAAUUGGUUCUAAGCAAGAAUGUUUGAUCUGUUCAUCGAGUCGGGACUAGCCCAAGACAGUUUGCUGCCUGGGACAAGGGAGGAUCACUUCUCUGCCCCCACUACUCCAUGUAUUGAACCUGAUCAUAUGUAGCAUGGCUUUGAUGACACACUAGUGCAUUCUUGCCCAACCUGGUGCCCUCCAGGUAUUUGGACAACCAUUCAUCCCAUCUCCCUUAACUGUUGACCGAACUGACUGAACCUGAUGGGAGAUGAAGUCCCAAAGAUCAGGUUGGAGAAGGAUGAAUCAGUUGAACCUAGAAUAUAGGAAUAAAUAUAGAUAAUAACCACUGGUGUAUCCAUACCAUGUGGACUGCUAAUA
Zootoca vivipara (common lizard) is the source of this 11040-nucleotide messenger RNA. RefSeq names its product golgi associated kinase 1B (gene GASK1B). Gene Ontology annotation, cellular component: Golgi apparatus. The record is from RefSeq and is a predicted model, not a curated record. Lineage: Eukaryota; Metazoa; Chordata; Lepidosauria; Squamata; Lacertidae.